Triplophysa dalaica is the source of this 3424-nucleotide messenger RNA. It is a transcript of the gene gpr137c, whose product is annotated as G protein-coupled receptor 137c. The record is from RefSeq and is a predicted model, not a curated record. Bases 270 to 1649 code for a protein of 459 amino acids. NCBI's taxonomy places the organism in Eukaryota, Metazoa, Chordata, Actinopteri, Cypriniformes, Nemacheilidae. Gene Ontology annotation, cellular component: lysosomal membrane. Gene Ontology annotation, biological process: positive regulation of TORC1 signaling. The transcript is spliced from 8 exons.
CAGAGAGAGCCGCUCUGCAGAGGCUUCUCUGUCUUUUACGUAUUCUUACGUUAUCUCGCGUAUGAACAUCCAAUCAUCUGCUUUUAUCGGCUCAUCAUCUAACAGGAUACCAACUUAGGACACAUUUUAUAGUCUAUCUUUUAUCUCACUUGUAAUCAAGUUGGACGUUUCUCAGAUUUCUGACGUCUGCAUGAAAAGUUUGGGGCAGUUUCAUCACGCCGUAGGAAACCGGUAGCGCGUUCUGUAUAAGUCGCGCGCAUCCCGUCGAUAUGUUGUUUUUUCUUCAAAACCAGGUCAGUGUUCGGACGGACCCGUCAUCAUCAUCAUCAUCAUCAUCAUCAGCCGAACAGAUCGGGGCUGCUGUCCCCCCGUCCGUCCAGCUCGGGCUCACGGUGCUCUACACGGUCCUGUACUCGCUGCUCUUCGCGUUUGUUUACCUGCAGCUCUGGUUGAUUCUGCACUACGGACACAAGCGCUUCAGCUACCAGACUGUUUUUCUCUUCCUUUGCUUGCUGUGGUCGGCUCUGAGGACGACGCUCUUCUCGUUCUACUUUAAAAACGUCGUGGAGGCGAACCGGCUGCAGCCUUUGCCUUUCUGGCUCUUGUAUUGUUUUCCAGUCUGCCUGCAAUUCUUCACACUGUGUCUGCUCAACCUUUAUUUCACUCAGAUAUGCCCAUUUGGUGUUCCUUGCUUCCAUACAUUUGUCUCCAGCGAUUCCAUAAAUGUAUGGCAACACAACCAGGUGAUAUUUAAAGCCAAAGCAAAAUAUUCCCCGGAACUAAACAAGUACAAGGUACCUCUGCGGCUGGGCUUUCUACUGGCCAGUAUCUUUUUUCUUGUGGUGAAUGUGACGUGUGCCAUGCUGGUUCAAGAUGGCGCGGGCGAGAGUCAGGUGAAAGAUGCCGUACUAGCGCGAGUGUUGAUCAACGACAGCCUCUUCGUGCUCUGUGCAAUCUCACUCGCCGUCUGUAUUUUCAAGAUCGCUAAAAUGUCUUCUGCCAACGUCUACUUGGAGUCAAAGGGAACAUCAGUAUGUCAGGCUACGGUCAUUGGGGCAGUGGUCAUCCUUCUGUACACCUCUAGAGCCUGUUAUAACCUGGUUGUGGUGGCUCUUUCUCCUGAAGAUCGGCCCAGCCCGUUCAAUUACAGCUGGUACAAUGUAUCUGACCAGGCCGAUGCGGACAAGAUCAAUGGAGAAGCCUUCGUGGUCUUCGGGGUCAUUUUGUUCUUCUGGGAAUUGCUGCCCACCAGUCUGGUCGUGUUAUUCUUCAGAGUGCAGCGGCCCAAUCAGAACCUGACGCCGGGUGGUAUGAUUAACAGUCACAGCUUUAGUUCCAGGGCGUAUUUCUUUGACAACCCUCGGCGCUAUGAUAGUGACGACGACUUGUCUAGAAACGCGUCUACGCGAGGAGAAAGAUGCAGUAUCACGUCAUCCACACCUCAAGCGGGCCCAAGUUGGUACGGUUCGAUCCAGAGGAACGGCAGCCUGACAGGAAUCCCCCACCUGCUGAACGGACCCCAAACAUCAACAGCCCCCCUUCUCUUCGCUUGCGGCAACAUGCAGACCAACCAACACCAUAACUACUAUUCCACACCCCAGAAUUACUACUCGCCCACUCAGACACACCACGCCACCCCUCAGAAUUAACGCUGGAUUUAUCUAGAUACGGACUGGACCGCAAGCCUCUCGGACAUCUUUAAACAAUACUUGUGGGUGCCUUUCCCUUUAUUCAAAUGAUCCGCCAUCUGCAAUGCACCGGCCCAGCGAGCAGAUUUAAAGGGACCUUAAAUACAGCUGAUAUGACAGUGCACUUUAUGUCAGAGUUUCUUCGUGGUAUACUGGCGAGGUUCAGCGGUGAGCGCAACUGACCAAAAGCUCCCUAAAGAUGUUCCCAUCCCUCUUUUUCCUUAAAAAUAUCGAUUCCAUCAGACGUUAAUAGGUCAAAACACGAGCACAUGGACUCCUCUCAGCGUGUUUGGGUGUGUUUUUUGCACUUAUUGUGGGCUUAUUGGUGGAUGGAUGUAGAUGAAGAGUGUUUAUUAUAUCUCUUUGAGAAAGAGCCCGACAGACUGUCCUAUGUCUUUCUUCCAAGAGGUUUUUGGAGACCAAGUGAAAAGAAUUCUCAAUAUUUCGGAUACGUCCAGGGGCGUCACUCACUAGGUACUAGCACCCAAUUUGUGCACUACACAUGAAAUUCAUGUGACUUUUAAUAUUAUUACUUUGCCAAAGAGCCUGCGUUUAAAUCCAGACUUCAGCAGAUUUCCAUGCUUCCCAAAGGUGAAGAAUGCGAAAGACGAGACGAAAGAGUUGAUUUUUCUUGUGGUGUAUUUGAAUGUACCGUGCGUGAAUAGAAAGCUAACUCUACUUACACUGUCUUAUAUUUAGGUACUUAACUAGGCUUGUGGAUGAAUCUGCACGCGUAUUUUCAGUACGCAUAUACUGUCGUGACAUCUUUCAUCAUUUUAUCAAGCAUAUCAUUCUCCAGGGAUGCCUAAAAUGGUGCCAUCGUAAAACUUUCCUAGAGAAAAACACAUUGCACAUUGUUUGUAUCGCACAUGUUUCAUAAGCUUUAUUCCUAUGUAAUUGUAUUUCUGGAACGUGAUUGGUGAGCAUUUGAUCUUCUAGAUCCAGAUUAAGUCGGGCGCACUCUUCCAUUCCACAAAAAGGAAUUGUUUUGUUUUUAGAAAAUGAAAAAUAUGUUGUCUAUUUUUAUCGAUUUGCUUAUCCAUGUGCAUUACAGAUUACGUAAAGUUAACAAUCAUUUGGCUUAUGCAAUCAUUAAAUGUGUAGCCUCAUGUUUUAAAGAUAGCCCGAAUCUGAGUUUGUGUCACAUACAAUGAACGAAUGAAUAAGACUGUAAUGUUGGAGCUCUAAUGGUUUAGGCCACCUGCUCUAAAUAUAUUUUUUAUUACAUUUAUUUUUAUUAUAAAUUCCAUCAUGCAGGGUUUUAAGAACCGGGUAUAAAAAAAGUGGUGAAUGAUUUUAAUUGAUUGGAUUUUUAAAAUCAGCCUCAAGUGACUUUAAUUCCUAUCUUGUUGUUUUCCAGCUGAUGUGUAGCAUAUGUGUGAAGCUAUUCAGGUAGAACUGAACAGUGACCAUCAAUUGAUGGGAUUGUGCAUCUAAUGCUUAUUGAUACGCAUAGUUCCAGGGAUUCCGGUCGGUUCCGUGUGAUGUCAUUUCCUGGCAUAAAAAGAGGCUGUGUAUGAGUUUUCAUUUUUUUCUGAUUCAAAAAUAUUUUACUGUGAAAUGUAUCAUGUUGUUUCUUGUGUCUGAGCAAGUUAAGCUUUUAUUAUAAUUUCUUUAAAUGUUUUGUUUGAGGCCAACGAAUGUAACUUGUUUACCCAUGUUCAUAGUCCGUUAAAGAUGUACACAAGCACUACCAUUUCAAAAAUAAAGUUUUAUUGCACUGUUUUAGUAAAACA